AAGCCUAGGAAGGCGUUGAACGCCUACAUCGCCAGCCGAACCUGGUUUUUACGCUGCCCUGAGCUCGCUCAUCUGCAGAUGAAGACUGCUUCCGGACUCAUCGCGGUUCUGUGGAUGGAGAGCUUCGAGCGCGCUUUGUGGGCUCUCAUUGCGAAUGCUUGGUCCGAGCUGCGCGACAAGUAUGGCAAGGACGCAGUUCCGCUAAAAGGCUUCCUGACAAUUGCGUGCCCUCUCUUGGGAAUCACAUCGCCGGACAAAUAUUUCGCUAAGUUUGGAUGGUCGCUCGUCUACGAUCCCGAGGGCAAACCCAUGCUCGCACGGACGAGCGUCCCCACUCGCGAGUCUUUCGGCCCGAAGGCUUUCACAACAACAUACUCUGCGAAAGACUUAGUCAAACACUGUCACGACAUCGGGUUCGUCCCAGACCUCAUCGCACCCAGAAAU
Molecule: messenger RNA, 444 nt
Organism: Mytilinidion resinicola
Lineage: Eukaryota; Fungi; Ascomycota; Dothideomycetes; Mytilinidiales; Mytilinidiaceae
Exons: 2
Biological process (GO): positive regulation of mating-type specific transcription, DNA-templated
Cellular component (GO): nucleus
Molecular function (GO): DNA binding, bending
Source: RefSeq, a predicted model, not a curated record